Messenger RNA from Penicillium cinerascens, 594 nucleotides. RefSeq lists its product as uncharacterized. Lineage: Eukaryota; Fungi; Ascomycota; Eurotiomycetes; Eurotiales; Aspergillaceae. The record is from RefSeq and is a predicted model, not a curated record. The transcript is spliced from 3 exons. Bases 1 to 594 code for a protein of 197 amino acids.
AUGACUCGUUUCUUAAUCGCCACGACUGCGCUUCUCGCUAUUGUGGUCUCCUCCAUGUCCACUCAAUUGUCAAAUUCGCUUCAAACGCGCGAAGAUAUUGAGCCAGGAAGCCCCCUGUACAACUGUCAUGAAGCUUGCGAAUCCAUUUCCCCCGGGGAAGCUGAUCAAGUUCUACCGCGACUAGGCGAAGUCAUCCUCAUCUCCGAGACUGACAACUACUGCAACAAUUCGACAUUUACCUCGGACCUCAAAUCCUGCCUGAAAUGCGCGGAAACAUACGACAUCUGGAAGUACUAUGGUACCAAAGUGAAAUUGGCCGCGUCGGGUUGCAACGAUGAUGCGACCCCCAGCCCAUCUUCUGCUACCUCGGAAGCGGCUGUUACUGCCACUACAGGUGUAAACAAUACUUCCACUUCCAAUACUAGCAACGCCACUGUGUCGACUACUUCCACUGCUUAUACUACGGGUACAACUCCGGGCACAGCUGCGACUGCCACCAACACCACCACCACUAAUGGAGCUGUGUCUUUUGUUCAACAAAACGCGGCUCUUCCUGCAAUCAUGGGGCUCUUGGCUUGGGCUCUGACAGCAUAA